UGGUGGUGCAGGAAAUAAAGAUAACUUAUGUGUUAGAUAUACAUUCAAUGGAAAAAUAACGUUUCAAAAUACUUUAUGUAAAAAUUGAAUUCAACUUGAAGUGGUCGACAGAAGUGUCGCAAAUGGAGUUACACUAAAAUAUUUGGAAAUAUUUUAUUUGUCCGUUGAUUUGCUCGGAUAGCAGAUAUAUUGCUAAGUUUAAAAUGAAUUUGCUCACAACAUCAACACCCGUGUUUCGCGAGAAGAUGAUUUUGCGGCAGAUACUACUCCUAUUUAUUGCGAUGAGCUUUAUGAUAGGAAAAAAUUCCGGGUUGGCCAGUGCUGAAUCUAAUAUAUGCGGUUCUGAUGUAAGCAAUCUUGAAACAAAAACAUUUAUGUUUAAUUUAACAAGAGAAGUUAAAUUUUAUCUUCCAACACCAUCAGAAAAUGGAACAUCUAUUGAAUAUGUCUUCGAGACUGCAGAUCCCGACAAAUUUUUGACAUUGAAAUUUACAAAGUUCCAGCUUGGGGGUCCGGACUGCGACGAAAAUUCUGAAAGAUAUUCGAAAGUUAUGGUGGAAUCUAGACUGAACCAAGUGGUUACUAGACCGCUGUUAUUUUGCAAAGGAAGGCGUACUCCGGACCCUGCUUCAUCGAUGGGAAAACUCAGAUUUGGAUACUGUGACAGAUAUACUUCUGGAUCUGUUGAAUUUAUCGUAACUGCAGACUGUAACGCAGAUCUGCUGGCUCGCAAGAAUGAAAAAGAAGUUACCGUGAAGAAGAACAAUGAGGUUUGCUCGAUAACAUUGACAUCGCUGGUUGAGGGAAUAACAGCAGAGAUUUCAGAUCUUGAAAUGAAACGAUCUCGUACCAUCAGAUGCAAAACAGGAUACGUCAUUAUAAAAAGUGUGAAUAUUUACGGUGAAGAACUCUCGUUGCUGCCGGAAAAAAGGGAUAAACUGUGUAAAGUAGGUGAUAACGAUUUGGAUAACUUUCGUCAUUUCAAAGUACAUACUGAUCUGCACAAAAUCAAGAUAGAAUUCAAAAAGGCCGAAUUUAAGAUUAAAUUCAAGUCAGAAAAUUACGAACUCACCACUGAAGCCAAGAUGGAUUCUAUUACAACAAGCACUUACCUUCACGGGGCGACUGGAAAUAAUUCCGUCGAAAAUUAUAUGAACAACAAUGAAGACGACGAGACUGGCGACUACACCCAUAUAAUAGCGCUUGGUUGCGGCGGAAUCUUUGUUCUCAUUGUUAUUAUACUGACUCUCAUUUUUGUCCGAAGGAAGUCUGGAAAUUCAAAAUGUAAAAGAAGAAAAUCAAAGGGAAGCCGCUCUACAAGGGUUUCUUCAGUAAAGUAUUCACAGACUACGACCGGAGUUACAGGAAUUAUGAGAAAUCCUAGCAUUGAAUCUGUCAACAAUGCAAUGUAUGGGCAACUUGUUGGCGUUGAUGACACAGCGACAAGAAAAACAAAAAAAGGACACAAGAUUAGCAGGAAAUCCAGCAGGCAACGACGACAGAAUGAUGAGGAAGAUUUGAGACGAAGGCGACUAGCAGAACUUGACGAUAAAUAUGGACCAUUUUUGGAAACUUCCGUCAACUACCCCGAAUCUCACUACGUUGAAAAUAAAUCUUUUAGCGUUGUCGGAACAACAUUAGAACUUCCAGCAGAAGGUGGUUUGUUUCGAAAGGGUACUCGUCCUUUGUUACCGGUUCCUGCAACUAUGUCAACGUUUGGAGCGUCUUGCGCCGGGAACAAUGCACAGGACAAGUGUGCAACCGGCAAUUUAUACGAAACAAUUGGAGGGGCAGCAGCACGAGCUUCAUACAUAACAGUUACAUCAGACGAGUUUUCCGACUGUGAUGAUCUUUCCGGUGCGCAGUACAAUUCCAUCUUACAGUCAGCAUGUAUUGAUUACCUUCCAACAGUUUCAUAUGACCCUGUGGAGGGAGAUGAAGAAAUAAUACAAACAGUGCAAUAUACAACCAAUAAUAACUCUACUAACGGGGAUAGGGUGCAAUCUGUAAAAUAUAAGGAUAUUAUACCACAGGAAAAGCCGACCAUCGAUAUUUCUUAUGCCCCUGAAUCACCUCCUCCAAUUUCUAUAUCAAAUCAACAAACACGUCAUUGUAAAAUGAACAUACCAGCAAGGUUACAUGGCUCAGGAGGCGUAGCCCAAGAAAUGGAACAUAUAAAUAUCCAGUAUUUAGCACCUCGCCCGUCCCUCCCCGUAGUUAUGCCGAGUAACCGAUACCUUGCUUUUAAUCAGAACGGAAGUGGUAGCUUAGAUUCAUUAUUGCAAGAGGAUGCAGAAAAAUAUUUAACGCCUCGUCCGUCAUGUCCCGAUGCAAUGGUGGUUGCAUAUUCCUCCACAGAAGAUAUUUCUGAUAUGCGCUCACGUCUUUUAGCCGCAGCGCAUCCAUCCUUGUUAGAAAACAAUGAAGAUCGCGAUUCUGAAACUUUUAAUUCUUCUGCGAACAAACCAUGGUACGAUUCUCCUAGGCCUUCUCAGGGAGAAAUAGAAGCGACGAAUUGUUCAAGAGUACAAUACUCUACUCCACGUCGAAACAAUAUCCCGCCUGAUUCGAGUUUAUAGAUCAUGUAAUAAUUUCUGUACAAGUUUGUAUUGUGUUACUUUUCACUUUUGUGUUGGUGUGUGCUUUAUAGCGUGUUGGUAUUUUCAACAUGUAAUAUUUGUGACCACAUUGAAAAUUCUUUUUAAAUAUUUAAUUACCAAAUCUUCAGAAUACGUACAGCCUAACUUAUAAGAUAAUCCAUGAUUAGACUUGCAACUAAAGUGAGUUCUCAUUUAUCCGGGCCAAACAUGUUAUACCCACGGCUGUACACACGUACGUCCGGAAUCAGUUCCUACCACCAAAGUUGAUUUUUUUGUAGAAUAUCUUCCUGAGCGUGGUAUGGAUGUUUCUCGAUCCUUGACCCCAGAGAUACUGGAUUGCAUGUUUCAACCCAUCUUUUUUUUCAAUAAAACCAUUUUCCACGUGCCUGUUACAGGUACUGAUAGCUCAUUUUAGUCCAUAUUUUUCUGUCCCACCUCAUAGUAAUCCAUGCUCAUCCUAAUCCAUGGGAUUUCAGUUUGAAUACAAUUCAAUAAAAAUUACCAAGUUUAUGAAAAUUUAUAUUUUGUUUCGAGUAAAUAGGACUACAUGUACAAAAAGACAUUCAAAACGAUAAAAUUUAUUGACUUUGUUAACUUUAUAGUUCAGAAGUAUUGUCUGACGAUGACUAUUCAGUAUCAUUCCUGCACCUUUAUUCCAUCUCUGAGUCACUCUGCACAUUCAGUAAAUUAUCAAUUUCCUGCUCAUCGACUGUUUCUAAUAUUUCCGUUAACCCGGGUACUUCCUGAACCAUUUCCUUAAAACCUAAUAACCCCCGGUGUUCCUGGGUCAUUUUGAUACCCCUCCAUAAUUUUUUUUAAUAUUUCACCAACCAAAAAUGCCAAAAACAUCAUUGAUGAGUCCUUAAAAAGCUUAUUUUCGUCGCUUUCCACUAAAACGCGCCCAAAUUACGUGGUGCAAAUGUGUACGGCCGUACGCCGGUAAGAAGAGAGAAAUUUCAAAAAACAUUUCGAGAAAAAGUUUCUCACUUUUAACGCUGUGGUCGACACGUGAUUGAUAUGCGAGAGAAAGA
This is a messenger RNA of Styela clava, 3631 nucleotides long. Lineage: Eukaryota; Metazoa; Chordata; Ascidiacea; Stolidobranchia; Styelidae. The record is from RefSeq and is a predicted model, not a curated record.